GCCCCGCCGGCCGGGCCACGCCGCCGCCCCUCUCUGCCCUCGCGCAACUGUCAGGCAAAGCGGGCCGGCGGAUAUUGGCUCCCCAACACGCCGAGGCUCCUCCCCGAUCUGGAUCUUUAUAUUUUGGGAGAAUUUCUUUGAACUCAGUUACCAAGCUCCGCGAAGGAGACAAGUUCCCAGAGCCGGCUCGCCGGCGGAGGCGAGGCGGGGGCCCGCCCACCUUGUCUGCAGCUGCCGUGUGCCCCGAUUGUACUCGUCUUUUCCCUCGUGGAGGAAAACGGACUCACUAGGCUGAGGAGAACGCCAAUUAUCUGGAUGUGACCGUGAAAAGAGAACGUGUGGUUGGAGAAGGCAGAAGAGGAGGAAACGCAUUAUUUGAAGAGAAGAAUAAACCAGGCAUUGCAACCCUUCUGCAAAUUAGUGCUGUUACUUCUGAGGUCCAUCUGCUUUUAUCCCCCCGCCCCCUUCAGUUAAGAAACCUUGACUUGAGGGCCAAGAGACAGCCCCCUACAACUGGACACCCUUCUGGGUUGGAAGACCUUUUGGAUGUAGCGUUGGUGGAACAUUUAGACACUCUCCUCUGGAAAAGCCACCAUGAAUUCGGUAGCUGGGAAUAAAGAGAGGCUUGCAGUCUCCACCAGGGGCAAGAAAUACGGGGUGAAUGAAGUCUGCUCGCCCACCAAGCCCGCGGCGCCCUUCUCCCCGGAGAGCUGGUACCGGAAAGCAUACGAAGAGUCGCGCGCCGGGAGCCGCCCCACUCCCGAGGGCGCGGGCUCGGCGCUUGGCUCGUCGGGGACGCCGUCCCCCGGCUCAGGCACCUCGUCCCCGAGCUCCUUCACGGGCUCCCCGGGCCCCGCCUCCCCGGGCAUUGGCACCAGCUCGCCUGGCUCCCUGGGCGGCUCGCCAGGUUUCGGCACGGGCUCCCCGGGCUCGGGCAGCGGCGGCGGCUCCUCCCCCGGAUCGGACCGCGGCGUCUGGUGCGAGAAUUGCAACGCCCGCCUGGUGGAGCUGAAGAGGCAGGCUCUGAAGCUGCUCCUCCCGGGGCCCUUUCCCGGCAAGGACGCUGCUUUCUCGGCUGUGAUUCACGACAAGCUCCAGGUCCCCAACACCAUCCGGAAGGCAUGGAAUGACAGGGACAACCGCUGUGACAUUUGUGCCACACACUUGAACCAGCUGAAGCAGGAGGCCAUUCAGAUGGUGCUGACCCUGGAACAGGCGGCUGGCAGUGAGCACUUCGAUGGCUCACCUGGCUCGCCCCCAGCCCUUUCCAACAUCCCCACUCCGGUGGGGUCCCGGCACGUGGGGGGGCUCCAGCAGCCCAGGGACUGGGCCUUUGUGCCCACCUCCUAUGCCUCCUCCAACUACACAGCCCUCAUCACCAAUAAGCAUAGCAGCAAACCCAACAGCCUCGGGGUCAGCAAUGGGGUGGAGAAGAAGAGUGGGUCUCCAACCCACCAGGCCAAGGUCAGCCUCCAGAUGGCCACCAGCCCCAGCAAUGGGAAUAUCCUCAACUCAGUGGCCAUCCAGGCUCACCAGUACCUGGAUGGCACCUGGUCCCUGUCGAGAACCAACGGGGUCACCCUCUACCCCUACCAGAUCUCCCAGCUGAUGACAGAGCCUGGCCGGGAGGGCCUGACAGAGGCGGCGCUGAAUCGCUACAAUGCAGACAAGCCUUCGGCCUGCAGCGUCCCGGCCUCGCAAGCCUCCUGCGUGGCCAGCGAGACCUCCGCGGGCACCUCGGUGGCCGCGUCCUUCUUCGCCAGAGCUGCCCAGAAGUUAAAUCUAUCUUCUAAAAAGAAGAAACAUCGGCCUUCCACUCCUUCUGUUGCCGAGCCACCUCUCUUUGCCACCAGCUUCAGCGGGAUUCUGCAGACUUCCCCGCCCCCGGCCCCACCCUGCCUGCUGAGGGCCGUCAACAAGGUGAAGGACACCCCGGGCCUGGGCAAGGUGAAAGUCAUGCUUCGCAUUUGUUCCACGUUGGCUCGCGAUACCUCGGAAUCCAGCUCUUUCUUAAAGGUGGACCCACGAAAGAAGCAGAUCACCUUGUAUGACCCCCUGACAUGUGGAGGUCUAAAUGCCUUCCAAAAGAGAGGGAACCAAGUUCCUCCUAAGAUGUUUGCCUUUGAUGCGGUUUUUCCACAAGAUGCUUCUCAGGCGGAAGUGUGUGCUGGAACCGUGGCAGAGGUGAUCCAGUCUGUGGUCAACGGGGCGGAUGGCUGUGUGUUCUGUUUCGGCCACGCCAAGCUGGGAAAAUCCUACACCAUGAUCGGAAAAGAUGAUUCCAUGCAGAACCUUGGCAUCAUCCCCUGUGCCAUCUCUUGGCUCUUCAAGCUGAUAAAUGAACGGAAAGAAAAGACCGGAGCCCGUUUCUCAGUGCGGAUCUCAGCCGUGGAGGUGUGGGGCAAAGAAGAGAACCUUCGGGACCUGCUGUCGGAGGUGGCCACGGGCAGCCUGCAGGACGGCCAGUCUCCGGGCGUGUACCUGUGCGAGGACCCCAUCUGUGGCACGCAGCUGCAGAACCAGAGUGAGCUGCGGGCGCCCACUGCAGAGAAGGCCGCCUUCUUCCUGGAUGCUGCCAUAACCUCCCGGCGGGGCAGCCAGCAGGACUGCAACGAGGACGACCUCCGCAACUCCCACAUGCUCUUCACGCUGCACAUCUACCAGUACCGCAUGGAGAAGAGCGGCAAGGGGGGAAUGUCUGGAGGCCGCAGCCGCCUGCACCUCAUUGAUCUUGGCAGCUGUGUGAAAGCUCUUAGCAAAAAUCGGGAAGGAGGCUCAGGGCUGUGCCUCUCCCUGUCUGCUCUGGGCAAUGUCAUCCUGGCUCUCGUCAAUGGCAGCAAACACAUCCCAUACAAAGAAAGCAAGCUCACCAUGCUGCUGCGGGAGUCCCUGGGGAACGUGAACUGCCGCACGACCAUGAUCGCUCACAUCUCGGCCGCCGCCGGGAACUAUGCCGAAACCCUGUCCACCAUCCAGAUUGCCUCGAGAGUGUUGAGGAUGAAGAAAAAGAAAACGAAGUACACGUCGAGCUCCUCCGGGGGAGAGAGCUCCUGUGAGGAAGGCAGAAUGCGCAGGCCCACCCAGCUGAGACCCUUCCACGCCAGGGCCGCCGUGGAGUCGGACUUCCCGAUCCCUCACCUGUCCAGCGACCCCGACUACUCCUCCAGCAGCGAGCAGUCCUGCGACACGGUCAUCUACAUUGGGCCAAAUGGCACGGCCCUCUCUGACAAGGAGCUCACCGACAACGAGGGGCCUCCAGAUUUUGUCCCUAUCGUGCCGGCCCUGCAGAAGGCGGCCAGGGGCGACAGCCGGUCCACGGAGGCCGGAGAGGCCGCGGCCAGCAAAUCGGAAAGGGACUGCUUGAAGUGCAACACGUUCGCCGAGCUGCAGGAGAGGCUAGAUUGCAUUGAUGGCAGCGAGGAGUCCAGCACGUUCCCUUUCGAAGAGCUGCCGGCCCAGUUUGGGGCACAGCCCGUGAGCAAGAGUGUCCCGCUAAGCCAAGCAGCUGGGGCAAGCCCACUCUGUGAGUCUGAUAAGGAAGAUGAUGGGUCAGAUGGCCAGCUGACAGCCAGAGAAGGCAGUGAGCCCCCGGGCUCCAAGGUGCAGGGGAAUCACUCCCCUGUCCCUGCUGCAUGGCUCACCAACAGCCCCACCCCUGCCUCACCCAGAAGCAUCCCGGGCAGCAGCAGCCAGCACGGUUCUUCCCAGCUCGUGCAGAGCCCCAGCCUCCAGAGCAGCCGGGAAAGCCUGAACUCCUGUGGCUUUGUAGAAGGCAAGCCCAGGCCUAUGGGCUCCCCCAGGCUGGGCAUCGCCAGCCUGUCCAAGACCUCAGAGUACAAGCCGGCCAGCUCUCCUUCCCAGAGGUGCAAAGUCUACACCCAGAAGGGUGUCCUGCCUUCUCCCGCCCCCCUGCCCACCUUCAGCAAGGAUGCGGGCGUGGUAUCUAGUGAGUCCCUGCUGCAGCCCGAGGUACGUACCCCCCCGGUCGGAAUGAGCCCCCAGGUUUUGAAGAAAUCCAUGUCUACUGGGAGUGAAGGGUUCCCAGAAACCCCUGUGGACGCCGAACAUCAGGCAGCCACUUCUGCAGAUGCCAAGAAGGAGAUACGGAGCACCACGAUGGUGACAGUGCAGCAGCCCCUGGAGCUGAACGGUGAAGACGAGCUGGUGUUCACGCUGGUGGAGGAGCUGACCAUCAGCGGGGUCCUGGGCGGCCGCCCCAGCAGCGUCAUCAGCUUCAACAGCGACUGCUCGGUGCAGGCCUUGGCCUCGGGUUCCAGGCCCGUCAGCAUCAUCGGCAGCGUCAGCGAGGACCUCGAGGGCUACUCGAACGCGGCUCCUGUCUCCGAGGUCAGCAUCACGCAGUUCCUGCCCCUCCCGAAACUCAACCUGGAUGAGAAGGCCCGGGAGACAGGGAGCAGGCGUUCCUCCAUCAGCUCCUGGCUGAGUGAGAUGAGCACAGGCAGUGACAGCGAGCCGCCCUGCCACAGUUUCAUAGCCCAGACGUGUUUCGGGCACGGGGAAGCAAUGGCAGAUCCUCCGGCCUCGGAGUUCGUCAGCGGCAUGCAGAACACCGCUGUGGUGUGCCGAGAGAAACCCAAGGAGGGCCCCGACAGUUUGCUCAUCUUGUCGGAAAUGGGGGACGACUCCUUCAACAAAGCAACCCCCAUCAAAGGCUGCAAGAUAUCCACGCUGGGCAAAGCCAUGGUCACCAUCUCUAAUACGGCCAGCCUGAGCAACUGCGAAGGGUACAUCCCCAUGAAGACCAACAUUACGGUUUACCCCUGCAUCGCCGUGAGCCCCCGGAACGUCCAAGAGCCCGAGGCGUCCCUUGCCACCGUCAGCUCAGUCCCCAAAGCAGCCCGGUCUCAGGAGAGCAAGGAAAGUGGUGCAAAGAAAGAGAUGAAAUUUGAGGACCCCUGGCUGAAGCGAGAAGAGGAGGUAAAAAAAGAGAAUGCCUAUCCCCACGAAGCAGGGAUGAGGCACGAGACUGCCCCAGGCCCCCCAAAGCCUGAGGCCAGAGCGGAACAGGACAGGAAGGCCAGCCCCAGCGACGGGCUCAGCAGCAGCAGCGGUGAGGUAUCUGCCUCCCCCGUGGCCGACAACUUCAGGAGGGUUGUGGACGGCUGUGAGACGGCCCUGCCCAGUGUGGCUGCCCAGAGCCCUGUGCAUCUCAACAAAAGCCUGAAGUCGAGCAGCCUUCCCAGGGCUUUUCAGAAAGCCAGCCGGCAGGAGGAACCGGACAGCCUCUUCUCUCACUGCCCUGCCGAGACCAACGGCAUCGGCCCGGCUUCCAGCACCCAGCCCUCCAAGGCCGCCCUGGAGAGGAAGGUGGCGUCACCCAAGCACUGUGUCCUGGCUCGGCCCAAAGGGACUCCCCCGCUGCCCCCUGUCCGAAAGUCCAGCUUGGACCAGAAGAACCGGGCCAGCCCCCAGCACAGCGCCUGCAGCAGCAACUCCAGCAGCCCCUUGAACCAACCGGCGCCCUUCGCGGCCAGCUUCCCGGACGAGCCCAGCGGCAAGACGAAGGAUGCCGGCGGCAGCUGCGGCAGCAAGCUCUUCGGUGCCAAACUGGAGCAGCUGGCCAGCAGGACCAACUCUCUCGGCAGGACAACAGUCAGCCACUACGAAUGCCUCUCGCUGGAGAGGGCCGAGAGCCUGUCCUCCGUGAGCUCCAGGCUGCACGCGGGGAAGGACAGCACCAUGCCCCGCACGGGGAGGAGCCCGGGCCGCAGCGCCGGGGCCUCGCCCACCAACCCGGGCCCCGCGCAGUCGGCCGGGGCCUCGCCCAAGGCCAGCCAGUCCAAGAUCUCCGCCGUGAGCAAGCUGCUCCUGGCCAGCCCCAAGGCCCGCAGCCUGUCCACCUCCACCACCAAGACCCUGAGCUUCUCCACCAAGUCCCUGCCGCAGGCGGUGGGCCAGAGCUCCGGCCCGCCCUCCGGCGGGAAGCACAUGUCCUGGUCCACCCAAUCGCUGAGCCGGAGCCGGGGCUCGGGCCUGGCGUCCAAGCUGCCGCUGCGGGCGGUGAACGGACGCAUCUCGGAGCUGCUGCAGGGCGGCGCGGGGCCCCGGGGGCCGCCGGGGCGCGCGGGGCCCGAGGCGGAGGAGCGCGCGGCCACCGCCGACGAGCGCCCGCCACCCGCCGUCCCGCUGCCCUCGCCCUACAGCAAGAUCACGCCGCCGCGCAGGCCCCACCGCUGCAGCAGCGGCCACGGCAGCGACAACAGCAGCGUGCUGAGCGGCGAGCUGCCGCCUGCCAUGGGCAAGACGGCGCUCUUCUACCACAGCGGCGGCAGCAGCGGCUACGAGAGCAUGAUGCGCGACAGCGAGGCCACCGGCAGCGCAUCGUCCGCCCAGGACUCCAUGAGCGAGAACAGCAGCUCCGUGGGCGGGCGCUGCCGCAGCCUCAAAGCCCCGAAGAAGCGUGCCAACUCAGGUUCCCAGAGACGGAGGCUCAUCCCGGCGCUGUCCCUUGACACCCCCUCCCCUGUGAGGAAACCGGCCAACAGCGCAGGGGUCCGUUGGGUGGACGGCCCCUUGCGCAGCACCCAGAGGGGCCUCGGGGAACCUUUUGAGAUUAAAGUCUAUGAAAUCGACGACGUGGAGCGGCUGCAGCGGCGACGAGGGGGCAGCAGCAAGGAGGUCAUGUGCUUCAAUGCAAAGCUGAAAAUCCUGGAGCAUCGCCAGCAGAGAAUUGCCGAGGUCCGAGCCAAGUACGAGUGGCUAAUGAAGGAGCUGGAGACGACGAAACAGUAUCUGAUGCUGGAUCCCAACAAGUGGCUCAGCGAAUUUGACUUGGAGCAGGUUCUGGAGCUGGAUUCCCUGGAGUACCUGGAAGCGCUGGAGUGCGUGACGGAGCGCCUGGAGAGCCGCGUCAACUUCUGCAAGGCGCACCUCAUGAUGAUCACCUGCUUCGACAUCACCUCCCGGCGCCGCUGACGGGAGCCGCCGCCCGGCCGGCCCUCGCUCCCUAUCCGCAGGCAGCCGCGCUCGGCGGGCCCUCGGUGCUGGCCGCGCUCAGCGACCACGGAAGGAGGACGAAGGUCGGUGGCAAGUCUGGAGUGAGCGUGGAGCAGAAGGUGAUUUUUCUUUUGUUUUCUGUAGGAAAGGUGCAAACACCAAACACGCAGGAGAGGAGAAAAUGAUGGGAAACCCAAGGGACGUGGAAGCCCCCGUGAGACUGAAAAAGCACUUUGAGGAACUUUAAAGAACUUGUUUGUACAUAAGAAAUGCUGGCAAAAGAGACCUCACUCUUCUCCUGGUUUGUGAGAAAAGGCGAGGGUGGACGUGGGAUUGCUGUGGAAAGUGAAAACAAAACAAGUUACUCCGAAUGACUGAUGAAGUGCCUUGCAAAUCUUUGUUAUUAUCCAAACAUUUAUGUUCAUACUUUCUUGUGUACAGAUGGUGCUAGUCAAGAUGAAAACAACAAAACGAACAAAAAAGAAAAUCAGACACAUUUUUGCAAUGUAUUUACAGCUCGUUUUCUCUUGGUGUUUUAUCCUAUUUCUGACUUGCUGUUUCUAAGUAAGUUGUGUUUGUAGAGCUAUUUCCUAAUCGGUAUGGCAUAUGAAUAAAUGUUAACUGUCUGCUAUGGUUCUGCUGGGAAGGCCACUCAGACAGAAGAUAGAGACUUCCGGGCACAAGCCAGUGUGUUUCCAAAGAAGGUUGGAACAGCAGGUGAUGCUCAAUGCCAGCUCCUACGAGUGGCAGUGUCAGCGGGCAGACUCGGAGGUCGAUCAUGGAGCAGGUGCACGUGAGCUGGAGAGAAAAGAGAGGAGAAAGGGCUGCGUCUCUAGGGGGAAAGGAGCCUCUGUGGCCUGGGCCCUGCUUACCCUUUGGGUGGGAUGUUUGUUCCAAAUAGUUUCCCCUCACACAUCCUGAACACAUAUACUAGUUCCUUUACCCACGAAUCCAGGGUUUUCAUGGCCCUCAUAACAUUUUUCAUAUUCAUUUUUAUUCCAAAGACUCUGGAUUGAGACCUUGAACCGAUUCAGCAGAGCCAUAUAUUUUUGCUCCCUAGUUUUGCAAAUUUAUUAGAGCAGAGGAUUUUUCCCAGUUUGGAGACCUUCUUGGGCUUGUAGAUGCUCAGAGACCCCAACAGUAUUGGUCCAGAACAAGGAUGGAUGUGAGGUUGCACAACUUUUCUCUUGCCCAGGGUGCUGCUUAAAUGCAAGAAGUCCCAGUCCUCGUGUGAACCAAAGCCUCCAUCCCAAGCAACAACUAGGCUUGGCCACUCAGCCUUGACACCUGAAGGCAGAGAAAGUUUUCCUGUCAUACAUCACACACCUGUAGCGAGGCAGGGCACAGAGUUUCAUGCAUAUGGAUGUACAGGGCUUGACUUUGGACCUCAUUCUCAAAUUGAGAUGUUCAUCCCUGCCACAAUUCCCUUAGGGACUAUUAUACCCAUUUUAGUGAUGGAAACCCAGGGAUUGUCUAAUAACAGCUGUGGAACAGCAGGGCGUUCGCCUACCUUCCAGGUCAGGGCCCUCUCCCAGGCCCCUGCAGCCUGCCCACUGAUAGAGGUGCCCAGGGUUUUCCCUGUCCUUUUUGCCCUCAAAUGCAGCAUAUCUCCAUGAGCCUAUUUCCAGGUGAGGCAGUCCUGGCUAACCAACUCCUCAGCCCCAACUGCUCCCCAAGGAAAAGGAACCUUUGCAUUUCUUUGACAAUGCUCUUCAGGACACGUGUAGCCCAGCAUAGCUCAGCUGAACUCAGUAAGUGGGAACCAUAGUCUUGUGAGCUUCAUAGUACCAGUCCUUUACUGGUCAGAACGGGGCACAGAUGGCCCCAUUAGCUUUGUUUGGGAAGUCAGCCCCCUAGACUGGAAGCCAGCUCUGUGGAUGACAAGUCUGGCUCUGUGUUUGGUUAGAGCACGCUCCUAUGCAGAGGUGCACAUAGAAGCUGCACUCCCAUCCGAUAGCUGAAACGGGCUAUAAUAUGGUGAAAAGUUACUCCAGAGCGGAUCAUUUCCCCCUCUAGUUUAACAAGUGUGUCUGUCCCCUUGGAAGGCAGGGGUCCCACACCCUAACCUCAUUCUGCAGGGCAGCCCCAUGGCUCUGGGUGCACCUCUGGUCUCAGCACUUGUGUUAAUGGCCUUGUUCAACAGCAGCAUAAUGGAAGCUUCUGGACCCCAAAGGAUGCCAAUCUGUUGAGUUUGUUUGGGUUUUCCAUUCGGCACCUCUUUGGUUGCUGGUUUGAUAUACACCACUUCAUGAAAAGCCUUUAACUGAGGAAUUGUCACAGGUGAGUAUCCUAGUCUUUGCUGGAAACAAACGCACUUGAUUAGUAAUCAGUGUCCUUAGCUUUCGCCCUGGCCAUGUCUUUCCCACGGGUUACCUCACUGUGCUGACUUCCUUAGCAGGCCAGCACUGGGGCCUUCAUGCCUUUCCUGGAGUGAGACUAAGCGGAAACAUCUACAGAAAUUAAAAUCUUGAUCAGUGGAAACUUUCCUAGGGGAGUGGCCUUCCGCUUGCCUCCUGCCUAAACCUGCUCUACAUGUUUGUAGCAACUUUAUGAGAUAGCCAAAGGGCUGAAUGAGACCAGGAGCUCUCUUACCAAGUCAGAUUGGCCUCGCAAGAUGCCACACCAUGGAGCUUCUCACAGGAUGCUUUUGGCCAUGGUGUAGGAGAACAACUUGGCAUGGAGGUUGUCCAUUGGCUUUUUUCCUUACUUUUCUUUUCCUUUCCUUUCUUUUCUAACGUAAGUAAGCUACAAACAUCUUAACACACCAAGUAUUUGUAAACCAUGUGAAGAAAUCAUGAUUUUUAUGCUAUAAUGUGCUUAUGCCUGGUUCUACCUAUAAGUUGAUUGUACAGCUGGUCAGCUGUUCUGUAGCAGUUCUAAUAACUGAAGAACACCUCAUUCAAUGGCCAGGUGUGAGGCAGGUCGAGGUCUCCUUGUGGUUUUGGUGACAGAUAACCUAGGAAGGCAAAGGGAAUGUCAAAGAACCCAUUAUUCCAUUUUAUUAUCCACAAAUGAAAGGACCAGAAAAAUAUUUAUUUGAAAUUAACGUUUAGAUGUGGAAGCCUUAAUUCUUUGUCUGAAAUCUGUUCCCCUCUCCAAAUAGUUUAGUGUGAGGUGGAAGCAAAACUCAGAGCCCAAAAGUGGAAUAGUGAUGUUGUUUCCGGGGAGUGAAUCCAUAUUGCAUUUCAUGAGGGGUGUUUCAUGUUGCCACAGAGUGAGAAUUUGCUUUAUCCUGGGCUCUCAAGCCCCACCUGAGAGCUGCAACCCUUGAUAUUCUUGUCCUUGAAUUCCCCUCUACAUCAUGGGGAAGCUGUCACUAACUUUCAUCUCUUCCAGAUUUGAAAUCGAAACAUCCUGUCUGUUGUUUUAUCUGCAGUUGCUAUUCUGAAGGUAGGGAGCUUGAGAUGUAAAUGCAGAGGUUGGUCCUGUGUUGACUCAGGUGGGGCUCAUACAAGGGACCCCAUGCUGGGGAGAGGAGAGAGCUGGGAUAAAAUGCCAUGCAGCCCAGAGUGGGGAAUUCGGCAGGCAGGAAUCUCACCAUUUGUCAUAAAUUAGUCUUAAGCUUGGAGUCUGUGUUCCUGGAAGGUGGUGGUGACUACAUCAUAGCCACAAAACCCAUCCAGGGCAGUGGUUCAAAAAGUCUGACACGGACACAUAUAUAUCUUGUGCCGGUUCUCGGAUUUCUGUUCAUGUUAAGCAAGAGCCCUUUUUUGGGCCUCAGAUUCUGAUGCUGAUCAUGAAUCUUGGUUAAUCCAUCAGCCUUUUAGGUGUUACUAUUCAAAAGCAGCUGUCUGAUCUGGGUUUCUUGGGAUAGAGGCAGGGCUUGCAAGAGCCCAAGCGUUUAUUACCCUGGCUCUACACACAGUUGCCUGUGUCAUUGGCCACUGCUGAUCUGUAAUCAACGCUCCCACCAUAAAUAAUGAUGUGGUGAAUGUUUUUAAAUCCCUAUUCCAAGAAGGGUUUGGGCUGUAACAGAAAUUACUAAAGAUGAGUUAAUUUCAAAAUUGAAACCAGAAGAAUUCAUGAAUUUAUUCAGUGUUCUUUUCCUGCUGGAAGAUUAGCCCCACUCCUUGAGCACAUAUUUAAAGAUUUCCUCACUUUUAAGGGCAGUGUAUAUUAAACCCUGAAACCAUGCAAGUAAGAAACACGUUGAAAACCCUGUUCUUGACAAACUGAUGCUGAAUAAAUCACCCAUUGGCGCUGGCCCUGGGGCCUGCCUGCCGCCGCCCAGGCAGUACGGCCCAUCUUCCCCCACAGGGCACGCUCUUCAACAUUGCCACACUGAAACUUGACUGCCGAAGAAAGGCCCGUGCAGCCCACUUUUCUCUAUGCCCAGUGAAGCAAAACCGACACUCAGUUUCAUUGACAAAUGCCAGUAAAUGGUCUAAAAUUUUUUUGGGGGGGGGCAGGAGUGGGUGGACAGGUAAUAGAAUAUAGUGUUCCUUUGAAUUAUAAUCUCUCUUUCUCCUCCUCCAGCAAAGAUCUGUCAACAUUUGUGGGUAAAACCUCACAAAUUGUGUCCCUUAGCAAUCUUCCCGACAAAAUACGUAUCUAUUCCAAGCUGCUCGUCAUUUCCAGAUAACAGCAUAAUUCCAAUCCAGGAGAAGCUCAUCUUCUCAGAAAAAGUUUUUGCAAAGUUUUAGAAGCUGCUUAUCCAUCCCUAAACAAUGCAUUCUGCAUUGGGGUGGCCCUGCUCGGAACCAGAGAUGAUGCCAUAAUAGCAGACAUACUUGAAGUGCUUGAGGUGGCAUCAAACUUUUAGUGCAUAUAAUCAAUAUUCUCUAGAUGCAGUUCCCAACGUCCAUGUGUGUAGGGCGAGUGCUGAAAUCCUGGCACUCACACAUCUAUUUUAUGUAGAUGUAGAAAUCACCUUCGAAACUCAAAAGGCUCACUGUUUCAUUCCCCGUACUGCUAACCAACACCCCACACUGUCAUAUUCAGUUUAUGAAGAAGUUAUAAUUUAUUUGUAAACUCAGGAUGUUGUUUUGUGGCGCCUCGUGUUUUAUAAUUUAUUUAUACACCGUGGUUGGAAAUGCUAUCCAAGUGCUAUGCAUCAAAGUGUAAGUCUGGUGGAUCUGCCUAUGGCUGGUUUUUCUCCUCACUCUAACAAGCUCUGUUAACAGAGACACAGGCAGCGGGGAGGAAAGAGAAAUAAAACAGGAAAACAGGGAUUAGGAUCCAAUCCUCAAAGUCCAGGGCUUAGUUCAAAACCUAAUUUGUUUCUAAAGUAAGUAGCUGAAAAGGAAAAGAUCAUUUCCUUUUGAAUUUGAUGAUAACGGUCUUGGAAAUCAGCCUCCACAGGCCUGAGUGAAGGAGGAUCCAGCCUCCUCCUGCUGGUUCAACACUAAAUUUCUGAAAAUUGCAGACAGUAUUAGGUUCCUACAUUUCCCUAAGACGUCCCACCCCCCACCCCUGCUGUUACUGAAGGGGUCUGGAAGAGGAAACUGAAGUUCCUUACCUUGGAUAUAUAUAGUACCUGUUUUUUCUGGACAAACCAAAGCACUUUAGUGAGUCUUACAACCCAUAAUACUUAAAGCAUCUUGUCCCCUCACUGGAUCCCUGAGAGGCCAGGAGGGGCUGGGGUCAGUAGUCUCAUUUGAGAGGCAGCUAAACCUAGGAGAAAAAGCCUUGAGCUCAGAGUAAGGAAACCAGGCUCCAGGCCUGCUUUCCUCACUCGCUAUGCAACCUUGGGCAAGUCGCUUCACAUUGCUGGGCCUCAGGCUCCCAGAUGGAAGGUUGGGGGUCAUAAUAGCUGCCCUUCUGGGAGAGUGUAAAGAGAAAAUGGUAUAGUUGAUGGGAAGUGCUUUGAAGAAAUGAAAGCUCUGUUCGGGAGCUGGGGAUAAUCAUUUUAGAUGAAGAAACUGAAGUCAAUAGCCAAUGAUUGGCCCAAGUUCACAGAGUAGUUUUAUAGCAGAACUGGGAUCUGAGUCCGGCAUCUUGGACUCUUCCCAUGAGGUGCUGUUGCACCAGGUCUGUGUGGAUAUGUGGACACACACCACACUGACGUACUGACGUGUGUGUGCACGGGGGUGUAUACGGAUGCAUGUGUACAGAAGGUAUGUGACAUGGUGGAAGAACAUAGAACAGAAAACCUGCGUUCUAACUCCAGUUUUGACAAUAGUCCUAUGGCCUUGGAUAUAUUACCCAACGUUUCUGCAACACAGUUUUCUAAUCUGUAAAAGGAGAACAGUGUGCUAAAUGAUCUUUGUGGUUCCUUCAGCUCUAGUCAUGUAUGUAUGUGUAUAUAAAUAUGCUAAUCUGUAGAAAUGGGCCAAUUUGAAAAUUGGAGACAAGACCUGCCCAAGUGCAUUUAUUGUGUCGGAAACAGCGAAUUCAUAAACAAGUUCAUAAAAUCUUACUUUAAAUUCAAUGGUGGUAUUUAAUGUCAUUGUUUUAAAUUCACUAUUUGGAUAAAAGAUUGGUGCCAUUUUAAAAAUUAAGUUCUUAGCUUACAAGUGUUUGCUGUUAAAAACUUUUAAUAAAAUUCAUUUGUUAAAGUCAGAAAUUCAACUAUUCUGUACUUGGGUAGGUCCCAACAGCCUAUUUGCAAACAGGCUGGUUUUGUGUAUGGGCCUUCGCAUAGCGAUAUAAGUUAGCCGUUGGCUUGAUCAUGAUACAUGUGAGCAGGCUACCUGGAGAACAGUCUGGAAAAGAAAGUUAUAGUUCUUAAAACCUGGUGACAUGACUUCAUUAAGCUGUGUGCCAUUUCCAGUGUGAAGACAUUGUUUGCUGGCUACGAUCUCUGACUUUUUUGUGGCAUAUGAGGUGAAAAAUGUUGUCAAAAAAGAAUCUGGUGUUUAAAAAGAAUCAAACUAUGGUGGCAUUAAAUGUUCACU
Messenger RNA from Delphinapterus leucas (beluga whale), 13793 nucleotides. The record is from RefSeq and is a predicted model, not a curated record. Lineage: Eukaryota; Metazoa; Chordata; Mammalia; Artiodactyla; Monodontidae.